Messenger RNA from Symbiodinium natans, 3876 nucleotides. The record is from the annotation of a GenBank genome assembly. Lineage: Eukaryota; Dinophyceae; Suessiales; Symbiodiniaceae.
AUGGAUGUAAUUGACCUUCCCUUACUUUAUCCCACUUUGGAGAUAUCCUUUCAGCUGGUGCGGCUUCUUGGCACUUACCUUUUACUCAGGAUAGCUGAUAUCUUGGGUAGUGCUGUCUGCCAUUCAACAUGGCAGCGGAGCUCUGAGGAUGCUUUGCUUGAGCCUUCGAUCCAGGGCGGCACACAGCACGACGAGAGUUUCGACUACGCGACCAUGGACAUCAACAAGGACGAUGACAAACGCGGCGUUCCACAGUUCAGCGGCAAGCUAGACGAGUACAGAGACUACAGGAAGAGAGCCCUCCUUUACUUCAAUAGUCUAGAAGACUCCAAACAGAAUCUGGCGGCACCACGGUUAAUCUCGAGCCUCAGCGGGGCAGCCUUCGAGUGCUUCCGGGAACGGGACCCGGCGGAGUUCAGAACAGAUCGUGGUGUGGCCCAGCUUCUGGCGAUACUCGACGAGCGCUUCCAGUUCACUCCUGAGCAGGAGCUUUCAGAUAAACUUGAAGAUUUGCUAUUUCGGUUGCGCCGCCGCCGUGGCGAAGAGUCCACUUCCUUCGUGACCAGAUUCGAGACUGCCCUAGCAAAGGUAGAAGAACUGAUCACGGAAGAACAGCGAGUUGAGAGACGCCGACAGGGUGACUUGAUGAGGUCCGAGUUCCGUAGGGCCAGCCUGGAUUUCAUCGUCGCUCAACAGCAACAUCAAGCCACGGUCGCAGCUUUGCCGGAAGGAGCAGAGGCCCCAGCCGAACCGUUAGCACCUACUCCGCCCCGAGAACUUCCCCAAGUCCAGACUUUCAGAUUCCCCGAGGUGGUCAAGGGCUUCAUAUUCCUCAGGCACAUUGGCAUUUCACUUCAAACCAGAGCAUCGUUGCUUAGGUCAAGCGGUGGCUCCCUGCGCUAUGACAAGGUUGCAGACCUGCUUAGGCGUACCGAGCUGGAUGCCUUGGUUGCUAGCCGUUCGCAGGUAACCAGCCACGGCUUCUUUGCGGAUGUGCCUGAGGAGGAUGAUCCCUAUGAGGAGUCGCCCUUUGAAGUCGACGACGAAUACGAGCCCGAGGAGGAGUUUGGUGCGUAUGCUGAAGGCGAGGAGUCGGAGUUUACCGAGGAGACCCUUGAAGAAGAGGAGGGCGACGGUGAAGAGUACAGUGUGGCGAUGAUGGGCUACCUUGAGGCCCGCAAGAAGCUUUUGAGCUUGAAGAAGGCGAGGGGGUUCAAAGAGCCCGGAGAAGGGGCCGCACACCCCAAGGGCGGCCAAAGUGGCGGCGACAGAGAUCGGCGUGAGCAUCGAGACCGACGAGAACACCGAGAUCGGGACCGUGGCCGGCCAUCAACGCCAGCGCGAAGGCAGGAUUUCAGCUGGAAGGACAGAGAACAGCCUCGUUCCAGCCAGCGGCCCUCGGCGACUCGACGGCCGCGAACACCGCCGCCUACCCGAAGGAGCAAGGGCGCUGGCAAGGGCAAGUCAAAGGGGAAGAGCAGUCGCUCUUCUGGCCAUGCGAGGCGGGGUGAGCCACCAGGAUCGCAGUACCUCGGCAUGGCCAUCACUGAGCCUCGCCAGGAAUUUCGCUUUGUCCCUGAGUUCAGCUAUGUGGCCUACCACGCAGAGCGAUCGACGCCGUCUUCUUUGAGUUCCAAACCGAGAACCACUCCGGAGUUCUCCUUUGUGUCUCGGCAGUCCAUCAGCCAACUCGAGCAUUUUGUAGAAGAAUGUUUGACUUUGGAUCGGCUUCUGGGUCUUGAGCCAAAGUGUCCGGAAGGUUCUGAGUCAUGCUGUCUGGUAACUCCACCUGGAUAUGCCAUUCUCGACACAGGUUGCACUUCCACUUUAGUUGGGGAUGAGAAUGAGCGUUUGUGGAGUGAAGAGCUUAAGAAGCAAACAGGUGGAGCCUUAAAGCCGGAGCAGGGUGAUUCAGACAUAAAGUUUGAGGGCAUCAAUGGCGAAACCAAAGCCACCUAUCGGGUAAAGUAUCCUGUGAAAAUCGGCCCGAGGGAUGGUUUCAUUCAGGCUGCGGUCAUUCCAGGGAAGGCCCCCUUCCUCCUUUCUAUCCAGGCCUUGCGGGCCAUGCAAGCUAAGCUAGACUGUGCAAACGAUGUACUUGAAGUACCUGGCAUAGGGAAGGUGCCACUGGAGACCAAUGCCGUAGGCCAUUACCUCCUGCCCCUCCUCGACUUUUCCUCUGGACACGCCUUCGCCUCAGCCGAGGCGGGAUUUGGUCCGGACAGCGAGCUGAUCGUAGACGAAGCUGUUACCAGGCCUGAAUCGGUUGUCGUAAAUGGUCCUCCAGGGUUAGAUGUAGCGGGGGGACUAGGGGAAACAGCCACAGCUCUUGAUCCGGACCAAAGCCCAGACAUCGCUGAAUCCGAAGUCCAGCAUGUUCCCAGAUACAACGCCAUUAAGGGUCGAUCAGACGGGUAUGCCAUAGGAGCCCUUGUUCGUUUAGCCAAGGAGACUAAGGGGCCCUGGGUAGAUAUCCCGAAAGAAACUCCCACGUUGUACCUCAUCAUGGGUAAACAUGCGUUUAGUGCAGAUCGGAAGCCUUGGCAGGUGAAAGCAGCACAGAUCGGGUACCGAGCCAAAAUUUUUCGAAAGCCCCCAUCGCACCUACAGGGUGCUUGGGUCCUGGUCAUGUCUCUUGUAGAUCGGUGCCUGAAGGUGCUCAUUGACUGGACAGAGUGUGAGCGUUGUGCAGGGAGAUCAUUGCCUCCAACUGGUGAUGCGUCUUCGAAGUUUCUUUUUGUUUAUGCAAUUCCACCUGCCAAGGAUUCUCCAGUACCGAAGUCAAAAGUAGAAUGCGAACCAUCCUCUGUUUCUGUGUCGCAAGUUACUGCUGAAGCUUUUGUUGCAGCAUGUUCACUUGAAGAUUUGCACGCAGGAACAGCUGAUGUUGAGCGCAAUCCCAAGCCCCAGCAUUGUAGUGAGUUAGCGGACUCUGAGUCCUUUGUCAGCUGUGAUGAGUCAGACGAAGCUCUGCGCUAUGCUCACUGCAGCCCUCACAUGAUCGAGUCGUACGGCAAUGCGUCAGGGAACACGUACCAUUGCAGUCACUGCCGCACGAAGUGCAGGGAUUGCAAGGGAAGACUGGCUCGAGUUGUGAGGGCCACCGGAGAGAUUCAAUAUGCGUACCGCAAGGACUGUGCCGUGACGCCCAUUCCUGGACCAUCGACCUUUACCGUCCUCGCCGACGGAGAUUUGGUGGAGUCAGAAGGCGCUCCCGAGGCUUUGGACAAGAAGGGCACCGUCACAUAUCCAUUCAAUGUCCGGAAGAUUGCGUUGCACUCAGAGAAAUUGAAGGCCCUACGAGAGAAGGACCAGAGAGCUUCCGAAUAUGCUCUGGAGAUAGCGACUCAGAACCAGGCGCCAGUGCAGCAGGAAGUCAAGAGCUUGAAGACGAGUGGAGUCUUGACUGGACAAGCCUCGACAGGCCCGCCUGCCGGCUAUCCCAGGGCUCCACUCCCUGCAGCAACAGCGCCGUUCAGUCAUCCCAGGGCAUCGCCGUCAGUGGUGCCAGCAUCCUCAAGCACACCGCCCCAGAUGGAGAGCAUCAUGUCGGCCGUCAGGGAGAUGCUGGCCACAGAGUAUGCCGCCACGCCACAGAAACCGGACGUAAAGAUGGAGGACGAGAAGUCCAUUGUCUCCCACAUCAAGGAGCUGGAAGAGCAGGCUGCGGAGCUGAUGACGCGAGCAGCGUACCUGAGGCAACAGAUCGGCCUGCCAGCGCAUCAUUUCUUCACGGGGGUGACACAGUCAGCUCCAAGCCAGGGCAGCCAGGGAAUGCCGAAGGCCGUGGCCAGCCCUCAGUGGCCAGAAGCCGGCCCUUCCCCUAUGGGAGAUCCCGAUGCUGGCGAUACCUGGGAGGUGUUGCGGCUGCGUUGA